Molecule: messenger RNA, 764 nt
Organism: Ricinus communis (castor bean)
Lineage: Eukaryota; Viridiplantae; Streptophyta; Magnoliopsida; Malpighiales; Euphorbiaceae
Exons: 2
Coding region: 99-605 (168 amino acids)
Source: RefSeq, a predicted model, not a curated record
AGACAGGCACAGAAUGGAAACAUUUUGCUCCAUAAUUUUAUACAUGUCAUAAUCCCAAUCCCAAAAUUGUAAACAGUAUAACAAUAAGCAGGUGAGCCAUGGCUAUGACAUGGAUAUCUCUGCAUCCACACCCUCUCCUUUCCAUCACUAAACCCAGACUCCCUCACUCUUCUCUUGCCAGCCAUAACUUAGCAGCUCCAUCUCUCUCCUUAUCCACACCCUUCACCACCAAAAGAGCCACUAUUCUUUUCCAAAGAAGAACUCAAAUUUGGAGACUUUAUGCUGCCCCUGAAGAAGCCUUGCCUUCAGAUACAGCAGCACUUGAGAGUGCCCAGAAAAUUGCGGCAACUAGUGAUGAUCCAACAGCCAAUAUUAUAUCUCUUCUUCUCUUCAUUGCCUUUGUUGUUUUGGCCAUUCUCACUGUUGGGGUAAUAUAUUUAGGAGUGACUGAUUUCUUAGGGAAGAGGGAGAAAGAGAAGUUUGAGAAGGAAGAAGCAGCUAAGAAGAAGAAGAAGGGUGGGAAGAAGGGAAAGGUAAGAGCAAGAACUGGACCAAGAGGAUUUGGACAGAAAAUUAAAGAAGAAGAUGAUAAUGAUGAUUCAUAAUUAGCAUAAUGCAAAAUGCUCUCUUUCUUGGUUGUUUGUUUUCAAUUGAUUCUAGUGAGCAGUGUAGUUUUUUGUUCAUAAAUCAUGGUUUAAUAUUGAGAAAUCAAAAGAAGAAAUGCAAAAUUGCCUCAAUUGGGAUCAGUUGAGCCUUUCAUUAAA